Messenger RNA from Closterium sp. Yama58-4, 633 nucleotides. The record is from the annotation of a GenBank genome assembly. Lineage: Eukaryota; Viridiplantae; Streptophyta; Zygnematophyceae; Desmidiales; Closteriaceae.
AUGGAAAUUUUCAACCUGCCCGAGGGCCUCGGGCAGAUGCAAGGCCUGCGCGCUUUAACCUUAGACAAUGCGCCGAAGCUAUCAACGCUGCCCGUCUCCCUCACCCUCCUCACCUCUCUGGAGCACCUCAUGGUCUCUGACUGUGAGAGCUUUUCCUUUCUACCAGAAGACGGAUUCGGCAAUCUCGCCUCUCUCAUCUCUCACGCUAAAGAACCUGCCUCGGCUGCUCAAGCUGCCCGCGGCUAUCUCUCGCCUGGCUUCGCUGCAUGUGCUGAACGUGGAGAACGGCUUCCGCUCCUGGUGGGAAGCGUGGUGGUGGCAGGGGCGGCAAGGGUGGCAGGGGUGGCGGAGGUGGCGGUGGAGGGAGCGGUGGUGGAGGCGGCGGGGGUGGUGGAGGUGGUGGGGGUGGCCGUGGGGGUGGAGGCGGUGGGUGGGGUGGCGGCAGGACCGGGGGCGGUGGAGGCGGCAGCGGCGGUGGUGGGGGAGGAGGCAGCGGCAGUGGUGGGGGAGGAGGCAGCGGCAGUGGCGGUGGAGGUGGGAGUGGGGGUGGAUCUGGGGCUUGGGGUGCUGCGUCUGGAGGUGCUGCUGCUGGAGACACUGAGACUGGAGACCCUGGGACUGGAGUCCUGCUGA